AUGGCGUUUGAGGUGCCCAUGUCCCUCACCAACGGCCAAUCCCUCGGGUAUCCUGUGGCGUCUCAAAGAGCUCCCAGGGACGAGGAGAUUGCCAUUGGCGUCGGCAAGCCUUUCAGGGUGCACAGCGGGGAUGAGGUAAAGAGGCGAUACAGCUUCUACACCAAGUCCUCGGAGGUACUUCCACAGAUAGAAGAAGGCGGAUCCAGUCUUGAGGUCGCUUCUUCUGCUUCUGAUGGUACGGCGGAGUGGCCACCAGCACAGUCGGCUUGGUCGCCGAGUGCUUUCAACAGAGCUAGAGAGGAGAUGCCCGAGAUUCUCUUCCCGACCAAACUCAAGGAACCACGGCAGACUGCCAGCGCGCAAGGAGGGCGGGGGCAUUCCGCAAACCCUGACCUUGGCCACCAUCCUGCUGUGGCAGUCCUCCGACAUGGUGAGAGGCAGGACUCGGUCUUCGGCUCCGCCUGGCAUGGCACGGAGGAUUUCAAGCGGUACCCUUUCGAUUGUCCAAUCAGCGACCAUGCGGUCUUGGAGGCACAGCAGGCGGCCCAUAAGCUCCGCGGUUUUGCUGAUUUCGACGUUAUCGUCUCGUCGCCGUACUUACGCUGUGUGCAAACUGCCAUUGCCUUGGCCGAUGCGUUGGAUGUCAUGGUGCUCUUGGACUACGAGCUUGGGGAAGUCUUCGGCCCACCGGUCUUUGGGGAUUUGGGUCCAAUCCAGACCGGCCGAGCCUGGCGAUCCCGGCGGGAGCUUCAUGCUGCACUGCAGGACUGGAGCCCUGAGCUUCUCCUCGGCUUUUCGAAGCUCCCGGUUGAGCGAGUGCAUUGGGAGAAGGUCAUGGGGCGCCCACCCACCUGGGGCGAAAAGUUGAAAGACGCCCAUCAUCGUUAUGCCAAAAGGUUUCUGACGUACCUCAGUCGUGGCCGACGUUCAGGCAAAAGCAUGAUUCUCGUCAGUCACGGCAUUAUGGUGCAGACCUGCCUCAAAGUACUCCCUAGCACUUCGGCCUUGAGUGUGGCAUCCAUCCCUUUCUGUGCUGGACUGAUGGCGGGCCUUCGUCGCUUCUCGAUUCAGCAGAUCGUGGCCGAGGCCACCAACAAUGCCCACCCUGUUGACCUGACGGAGGUCAAUUCGCAGAGCCAUGAACCUGCGGAGAAAUGGCCCGAGAGGAAUAGCCCGAAGAAGUCAGCAAAUCGCCAUGUUGAAGAAGCACAGCUUCACACAUGGGAUGUUCAGGCGCUUGGCGUGCAGUUUGCCACCCCGAGUGCAUGCACGACGGCAUCAGCGAAGCAUCAGGAUGUGCUCGCGAGGCUGAAGGCUGGCAGCUUCUCCUGGGCCCAGCUCCAGCUUCUGCUCGGGCAGCUGCCGACGGAGCUGCCGCCUCAAGCCUUCCAAAGUACUGGCCCUGCUGAGCUUAGCGACUCUGCUACACAGGUCUCCAUGGAGUUCUUCAAGUGCCCAUCUCAGGGCUGGACGAGGCAGGACAGCGAGAAGCAGCUCAAUGCCACCGUCAUGGAAACACCGGUUCCACAACUGAGCCUUGAGGGCAGCCGUCUCCUGGGAAGGAGGCUCAGCCGAUGA
Molecule: messenger RNA, 1578 nt
Organism: Symbiodinium natans
Lineage: Eukaryota; Dinophyceae; Suessiales; Symbiodiniaceae
Source: the annotation of a GenBank genome assembly